Messenger RNA from Rodentolepis nana, 627 nucleotides. The record is from the annotation of a GenBank genome assembly. NCBI's taxonomy places the organism in Eukaryota, Metazoa, Platyhelminthes, Cestoda, Cyclophyllidea, Hymenolepididae.
AUGAAUUCGGAUUACUACAGCCCCGUCUCAUCUGAAAAAUCAGAAGAGUCAUGUUACUGCCAUUGUACAAGUUUAGGAGAGAGCAGUGAACACGAUAGUUCUCAGGAAAUAGGACAAUCUUCACAACUCAGCCGAUCAGUUUCAAGUGAGUCUAGCUCCCUCCACACAUCAGUUGAAGUGUCAAAUUACCGUGAGUUGGAUUAUGAGCUGGGGAAAAGAGAGCGUUUGCGAAAGGGUAAGGAGUGUAUCAAUAAGCUUCUCAUUGAAAUCAAUGAAUUGGAGGCAUUAUAUUGUGAAAUUCGUGAAAAUUCCCAAGGCAGUGAUAUUAAAAUGUUCGUAUCUCCAGACGAGAAUGGAGGAUCUAACUACAUCUCUUGCUCGAAUAGUGAUGAAGUGGAAAGUUACAAAUUACCCAGAGAUAGAGGUAGUAGGGACGGAAACGAGCAUAAUCCAAGAUAUAUUAUACAUUUUGAUCCCGAGAAGGAGGAAGUUAUUGAGGUAUACUGUAAAUUGGAUGAAUUUCUGGAGACUAAGUACCUUCGAAAGAAGGUAAAAGAGCUGGAGAUCGCUCUCAAAUUAGCCAAGACGUCAAGUAGUAUUGAUAGCUCACAAUCAACGACCUCAUAA